Molecule: messenger RNA, 678 nt
Organism: Fusarium graminearum PH-1
Lineage: Eukaryota; Fungi; Ascomycota; Sordariomycetes; Hypocreales; Nectriaceae
Exons: 1
Coding region: 1-678 (225 amino acids)
Source: RefSeq, a predicted model, not a curated record
AUGCCCAACCCUCUCAAAGCAAGUUACCAGUUCCUAGCAUGGAUGCUAGACCACGACCAAGUCCCCAACGAUAUCAGACGUAGUCUCGAACUCGUCCGAACAUGCGAUUUAGAUCUUCAGCAUCUUAUCGAGCUCAGAAAUGACUGUAUCCAUCUCCUCAAGCGUCGCCCAAAGGUUCUUCAGCGCGUGCACACGAUUAUUGAAUCUGCACAGAAGGGACUCCAAGAAGUCUGUGAGAUUGUCGAGAAAUGUCGCCCGGAGAACGACAGAGGAUCCAGGACAACCUUUUCGAAGCGUAUGGCCUGGGUCCUUGUUGAGGCUUCUGAGUUCAAGAGCCAGGAACCUAUUGUUAGCCGGCACCAUGCUGCUGUGCUGGCUGAGUUGAACUUCUUGAGGCAGAUCGCUCUCAUGGCUCCUAUUGCUGAACUGGAGGAGCGUGAAGAGAAGAGGGGUACCGUGGUUGAUGCCACAGUAUUUGAUAAUGUUGCUCUCCUGGGAGAUCUCUUGGGUGAUUUACCAAGUGAGUUGAAUACUUUUCUCAGAGUCCGUGAUGCCAGUACUCUGACUCAACCUCAUAGCAUAUGCCCCAGAGAAAAAACAGCCGGAAACUCAGACUAUUGCACCUCAGCCACCUAUAAUAGUCCUCAACGCAAAUACCAAACCAGUCGCCCGCUCUGA